This is a messenger RNA of Trichosurus vulpecula (common brushtail), 1131 nucleotides long. RefSeq names its product NK6 homeobox 1 (gene NKX6-1). Gene Ontology annotation, molecular function: DNA-binding transcription factor activity, RNA polymerase II-specific; RNA polymerase II cis-regulatory region sequence-specific DNA binding. NCBI's taxonomy places the organism in Eukaryota, Metazoa, Chordata, Mammalia, Diprotodontia, Phalangeridae. Bases 1 to 1131 code for a protein of 376 amino acids. Gene Ontology annotation, biological process: cell differentiation; regulation of transcription by RNA polymerase II. The record is from RefSeq and is a predicted model, not a curated record. The transcript is spliced from 3 exons. Gene Ontology annotation, cellular component: nucleus.
AUGUUAGCUGUGGGGCCUAUGGAGGGCACCCGGCAGAGCGCGUUCCUGCUGAGCAGCCCGCCCCUGGCUGCCCUGCACAGCAUGGCUGAGAUGAAGACCCCGCUGUACCCCGCCGCCUACCCACCGCUCCCGACGGGGCCCCCGGCUUCCUCUUCCCCUUCUUCCUCCUCGUCGUCUUCGUCGUCCUCUUCGCCCUCUCCACCCUUGGGCGCCCAUAACCCCGCCGGCCUCAAACCCCCGACCUCGGGGGGGCUCUCGUCUCUGGGCAGCCCUCCACAGCAGCUCUCGGCUGCCACCCCGCACGGCAUCAACGACAUCCUGAGUCGGCCCUCCAUGCCCCUGACCUCCGGGGCCUCCCUGCCCUCUGCCUCGCCCUCCGGCUCCUCCUCUUCUUCCUCCUCUUCUGCCUCCUCUGCCUCCUCCUCCUCUUCUUCCUCCUCCUCAGCAGCCGCAGCCGCAGCCGCUGCCGCUGCCGCUGCAGCCGCCUCCUCCCCGGCUGGGCUCCUGGCCGGCCUGCCUCGCUUCAGUAGCCUUAGCCCCCCGCCGCCUCCCCCUGGCCUCUACUUUAGCCCCAGUGCAGCCGCAGUGGCGGCUGUUGGCCGGUACCCCAAGCCCCUGGCGGAGCUCCCUGGCCGGACCCCCAUCUUCUGGCCUGGGGUGAUGCAGAGUCCUCCGUGGAGAGAUGCCCGGCUUGCUUGUACCCCUCAUCAAAGUUCAAUUUUGCUGGACAAAGAUGGGAAGAGGAAACAUACAAGACCCACGUUCUCAGGACAGCAGAUUUUCGCUCUGGAAAAGACUUUUGAGCAAACGAAAUACUUGGCGGGACCCGAAAGAGCGAGGCUGGCUUAUUCUCUGGGGAUGACGGAGAGUCAAGUCAAGGUUUGGUUCCAGAACCGUCGGACCAAGUGGAGGAAGAAACACGCAGCUGAGAUGGCCACAGCCAAGAAGAAGCAGGACUCCGAAACAGAGCGGCUGAAGGGGGCCUCGGAGAACGAGGAGGAAGACGACGAUUAUAACAAGCCUCUGGACCCCAACUCCGACGAUGAGAAAAUCACCCAGUUGUUGAAGAAACACAAGUCUAGCAGCAGCAGCCUGCUUGUGCACACGUCAGAGAAUGAAAACUCCUCUUAA